Messenger RNA from Puma concolor (puma), 1674 nucleotides. NCBI's taxonomy places the organism in Eukaryota, Metazoa, Chordata, Mammalia, Carnivora, Felidae. The record is from RefSeq and is a predicted model, not a curated record.
AUGGGAGGUUGCGCUCGGACCAAGUCGGUCGAGGCGCUCACGCCGCUGCACGUGGCUGCCGCCUGGGGCUGUCGCCGCGGCCUGGAGCUGCUGCUGGGCCAUGGAGCGGACCCGACGCUGCGCGACCAGGACGGACUCGGGCCGCUGGACCUGGCGGAGCAGCAGGGGCACCAGGAUUGCGCACACGUCCUUCGGGAACUCCAGACUCGGACGAAGACAUCGACCCGGACCCGGGCAGAGGGCCAGGAGCCUGAGCCUGAGCCCGAGCCUGGCGGUGGCCCCUCUGGACUUCCCAAUGUGACGCUGGGCUUCAUAGCACUGGGCAGGAGUGAUGGCAGGGACAUAGGCCUGGAAGCUGGCCCCAGACUCCCCCACCACCUGGCCCACCCUGAGAUUGCUGACAAGGAUAGCAGCUUGGAGUACCCCCCAGGACAGUGGGACUACAGCUCAGAUGCCUCCUUUGUCACUGCGAUUGAAGCUUCUGGAACUGAAGACCCAGCCCCGCACACCUCCACCUGGGCUAGGUCAUCUCCCCAGACCAAGCAGAGACUCAUGCCUACUAUUCGACCUUCCCAGAGGACGCCAAGGUCCCCAGGUACCCCACAGCUGGUACAUCGAGCUGCUGCGGCAGACAGGGAGGCAGAACUAAAUACCUGUCUGCAGGCCCUGACUCUGACUUCGCCAGAUGCCUCCCCCUCCCCCCUAGCCCUCCCCGACCGGAGCCCUGCGCAGAGCCCCCCUCGGGAGCCACUGCCUGGACUCCCCCAUGUUCACUUCCUAAAAGACGAAGAGUUGUCCCCCGACAGUGAUGUGGCUGCCCUCUGGCUGACAGAGGAUGAGGCGAGCUCCACAGGGGGCAGGGACCCUGUCCCCUCUCGCUGGUGCCCUCCAGUUCCUGCCAUGACAGACCUGGAGAUACUUCGAGGGCUCCGAGCACUUGGCAAGAACCCUGGCCCCAUCACACCCUUCACUAGGACGUACCACCUCCGACGGCUGGAAGAAGCCCGUGCUGCUCCUGGCUCAGACUUUUCAGGGCACAGCCCAGAGCUGGCCGAAGCCCUGCGGACAGGCUGUAUCCCAGAUGCCCAGGCAGAUGAGGAUGUGCUUGCCCAGCAGUUUGAGCGGCCGGACCCCAAGAGAAGGUGGAGGGAGGGGGUCGUGAAGUCUAGCUUCACAUAUCUACUGCUGGACCCCAGGGAGACUCAGGACCUGCCAGCCCGAGCCUUCUCACUGACCCCAGCUGAACGCCUUCGGACUUUUGUCCAUGCCAUCUUCUAUGUGGGGAAAGGGACACGGGCCCGGCCAGAUGUCCACCUCUGGGAGGCCCUCAGCCACCGUCGACAGCCAAGAAAGCAGGCCUGCCCCAAAGUGCGCCAGAUCUUGGACAUCUGGGCCAGUGGUCGUGGUGUUGUCUCCCUGCAUUGCUUCCAACAUGUGGUUGCUGUGGAGGCUUAUACUCGAGAGGCGUGUCUUGUGGAUGCUCUAGGCAUCCAGACACUGACCAACCAGAGACAAGGACACUGCUAUGGAGUGGUGGCGAGCUGGCCACCCACCCGGCGACGCCGCUUGGGGGUGCAUCUACUGCACCGCGCCCUCCUUGUCUUCUUGGCCGAGGGUGAGCGAGAGCUGCGGCCCCAGGACAUCCAGGCCCGAGGCGGAGUACUGGGGACUUGA